UCUCGCUAUCCUCUUCUUUCUUUGAAAUCACAUUUCUUGUCACAUUAAAUAUUCUUCACCACCUUCCCUCAUGUUCGAUUCCCAAUGUAAGAAAGAGAGAGAAUUGCAGAGAAGAUAGCUGCUUCCAACAUCUCUUGUCUGCUAAUUUAAAAAACUCAAGAACUACAAAAACAAAACAAAAAAAAAGCAACCAUUCCUUGGUUUUUUGUAUCCUCAUCCAUCAUUCUUCAUUAAACUCUUUUUUUUGUCAGUCCCUUUUCACCACUGUGUUUAACUUAAAGAAGUGAAAAAAAGAAAGAAAAAAAAAGUGUAAGCUUUUUCUUACUUCAAAUGGGAAGAAACUGCCACGGCGGUGGCGGUGAUGGAGCAAUCUUUUCCUCAUCUAAGUCCAAGAGAAAAACAAAUGGAUGCAUGGCUGCUUUUCACCACUUGUUUGAUUUUCAACAUUUUUACUUCCAUUCUCAUAAUCACCUCACCAUUGAUUCUCCUUCAAGGUCAAAAGGCUUGAAGUUAAUAGAAGAGUCUCUACCAUUAACAACCUAUAAGGACAAACAAAUUUUGAAUAUUCCUGUAAGCAUGAGAGUGAGAACAGAGGUAGGGACAAAGAGUUCAAGACUGAGAGCUCUUGCGACUGAUAGUUCCACAUCUUCAUCUGAAAUAUGCAGCUCACCAGGAAGCAAAACACCAAACUUGGUGGCUAGACUAAUGGGUCUUGACCUUCUUCCUGAUAGAAAUGAUUCAAUGUCAAAUCAUCAUACUAUGUCGAGCUAUCAUGGAUCAAGUCGUCUCACAAACCAUAGACUUUCCAAUAAAGGCACACGAUCUCUACCGGUGAGCCCUAGAAUCUCCUCUGCUCGGAUAUCGGAUUUCGACAUUCAUCGUCUCUCUCUUCAGCUGAACAAAGAGAAUAAGCAUGAAGAGUUUAGGUGUUCAAGGCUGAAAGAGAUGAAACAAGACCAAGAAGAGAACCGAAGUCCGAGAGAUUACGCGAGGCAGAUAGUAAAACAAAUCAAAGAAAGAGUCGUCACUGGAAGAGUCGUCGGUAUGGAUGUAACAAACUCGGUGAAGAACAGAGAGGCAAGACCAUUACAUGAGCCUAGAAGAGACACAACAGUUUCUUGCUCACCAAGAACCAGGUUUUCAAAUAAAGAAAACAAACCAAGCACCACUCGUAAACCUAAUUCCUCAUCUUCCUUCAGACAAGAACAGAUCAUUCAUCAGAAGCCAAAGCCAACAACAGUGAUUCUUGUUUCCAUGUCAAAAGCCACUGGAGAGAAACAGAGUCAGAACAGAGUAAAACAAAGGCAACUAAAACCCAUCAACCGAUGCAACAAGGCAGAGAUUGAAACAAGGCUCACUACUCAACGUCCCAUAAUAAAGUCUACUUCUCCAACAUCCGAUAUUCGAAUCAAACAGCGAGAGACUAUCUUGUCAGAACCAAGAGACGUUAAAGCCAAGCCUUCACACAAGAUGUUCAAGAAAAUACCAAAGUCAAAUGUUCUUGAAAACAUCUCUGCCACACGACCUCCUCAGAAACAGAUUAACGAAAGAGAUAGACCGAAAUCGAAUGAAGACGCAUACGUUUGCUCUAGUUUGAUAAACAAAAUCGAGAAGAAUAGUCCACAAGUAGCCAGUGAACUCGAUUCUGAAAAAGACUACAUCAGAAGAAUAAUGAAUAUUGCGGCUGUAGCGAGAUAUAGCAGCAAGUGUUGUCAAGUUCCUGGAGAGCUUGCUUUAAUGGAAGUUGAUCACCUUCUACAGAAGAAGAAGAAGAAGGUUGAAGAGGAAGAAGAAGAGAUCAUUGCAGAGAUUGAGCGGGAUAUCAUAGACGCGCUCGUUCAAGAAACCGCGUCUGAACUGAGACAAAUCAUUUGGUGAUUUAAUUUAUGGACUGCGACUAAUUAAGUAUUAGAAUAGUUUCUUUAUUGGGCCAUUUGUAUUUAGCUCUGUAAUUCCCCAAAGGCCAUAGGUGUUUAUAUUUAAUUUUCA
Camelina sativa (false flax) is the source of this 1989-nucleotide messenger RNA. RefSeq lists its product as uncharacterized. NCBI's taxonomy places the organism in Eukaryota, Viridiplantae, Streptophyta, Magnoliopsida, Brassicales, Brassicaceae. The record is from RefSeq and is a predicted model, not a curated record.